Messenger RNA from Sclerotinia borealis F-4128, 453 nucleotides. NCBI's taxonomy places the organism in Eukaryota, Fungi, Ascomycota, Leotiomycetes, Helotiales, Sclerotiniaceae. The record is from the annotation of a GenBank genome assembly.
AUGGCCGCUCGUGUUGCUCCUAAGAUGGCUUCCCUCAUGGGAUCUGCCUCCACAAAGGUCGCCCGCCCAAUGGUUCGAUCCAACCUUGGUGCUCAACGUACCUUCACUGCCAUGAGCAAGACCUCCAAGACCGCUUUCCAAGCUGUCAAGCGUCAACAAACCAGCCAAAUCCUCUCCAAGACCACCCAAAUCACCGCCCGCCGCCCAUACUCCUCCGAAAUGGCCAACGCUCUCGUUCAAGCUUCCCAGAAUCUCGGUAUGGGAGGUGCCGCUAUCGGUCUUGCCGGUGCCGGUGUUGGUAUCGGUCUCGUCUUCGCUGCUCUCUUGCACGCCGUUGCCCGUAACCCAAGCAUGCGUGGUCAACUCUUCUCUUACGCCAUUUUGGGUUUCGCUUUCGUCGAGGCCAUCGGUCUUUUCGAUCUCAUGGUUGCUAUGAUGGCCAAGUUCUUGUAA